Aspergillus puulaauensis is the source of this 1428-nucleotide messenger RNA. Its product is annotated as FAD-dependent oxidoreductase. Lineage: Eukaryota; Fungi; Ascomycota; Eurotiomycetes; Eurotiales; Aspergillaceae. Gene Ontology annotation, molecular function: FAD binding. The transcript has 2 exons. Bases 1 to 1428 code for a protein of 475 amino acids. The record is from RefSeq and is a predicted model, not a curated record.
AUGGCUAAGCUCAAAGUGAUUAUAGUUGGUGGCGGCCUCGCUGGUGCCUGCAUGGCUAAUGGGCUCGUUAACAAAGCCAACGACUUGUUUGAUGUCUCGGUUUUCGAGCGCGACGAGCAAGCUUCAAACCGGGAUGGGUACCAGAUUCGUCUUGGAGCGCACGCUCUGGUAGGGUUCCGCGCCUGUCUGACGGACAAACAGUACCGUGACUUGAUCCUGUGCUUUGGUCGAUCUGGUGGCGUUGUAUCCUCUGCGCCGGCAAUAUAUGACAAGGACAUGCAGCUCUUGCUGGACCUGGGCAAAUUCCCAGCCUAUACGAAGAGCGCUCCGAUUGCGCGUGCUCGACUUCGCAAUUUCCUCCAGGCCCCUCUUCGCGAGAGAAACAUCAUACAAUACGGCAAGAAAUAUGUGCGGUUUGAAGUUGUCGAAGGCCAUUCACCAAGUGAAAGCAGGAUUAGGGCCCAUUUCGAGGAUGGAUCUAGCGAGCAAUGCGACAUUCUGCUUUCUGCUGAAGGGAGCAGUAGCCGUGCCAACAAACAGCUUGGCUGUGACAAUAUCCUUGACGACAUCUCGCUCGGGGCUGGGGCAUGCCUUGGAAAAUGUCAUCUCCCAUGGAGCGUCCUGCGCACUCUUCCAGGGCCUAUGGUCGACAAAGGAACGAUGGCCACUACCACCGCGAGUGCGAGACUUUUUGCGGCAGCCUACCUGCCAGACAGCCUAACGAAGUGUCCAAUUUAUUCUCCCUCAAAUGACCUGAGCGGCCUGGAAAAGCCCAGUAACUACGAUGAGGAGCAAGCCUUUUUGAUGGUCGGGGUUGCCUGGACCGAAGGGCCUUCCUCCAUCGAGGCCGCUGGACUCCCGGACAAGAAGGCGUUUCUACGGGAGGUUCUUACACAGGCGAGAUACCAUCCAGAUUUCCUCAGUCUGGUUGACGCGUUGGACGCUGACGCCAUUGAAAGCGUCCCAUGGCGAUACGCUAAAAGCACCCCAGUGGACUGGCGACAGAGACUCCUGUCAGCCAACGUGGCCAACCCUGAUCAGAGCAUCGCAAACCCCCGAGUGUGGCUUAUCGGAGAUGCCAUACACCCAAUGCUCCCUUCAAGGGGAAUGGGUGCGAAUCAAGCAAUCCAUGAUACGGCUGAUGCUCUUGGCCCUCUCCUAGAGCUUGCCAAGCAAAGGAAUUUGACAGGCUGUUUGACCGACGAUGAUGUUCGCGUCCAAUUGGAUCUGUACGAGAGAGCCAUGAUACCGAGAGCAUUCGCCUGGGUUGAGAAAAGCUCCGCACAAGUGUUACCUAACUUGGAUAAUUUCAAAGGGAGAGCUAUAAUUACUGGCCUUCGUCUCGUUCUCACCGUUGUUACCAGUGUUAUGAGUGUUAUGAGGUGGUUUGGGUGGAAGCCAAACGAUGAUGCCCCUGAGCUUCCAUGA